This is a messenger RNA of Pimephales promelas (fathead minnow), 3275 nucleotides long. RefSeq names its product coiled-coil domain containing 80 like 2 (gene ccdc80l2). NCBI's taxonomy places the organism in Eukaryota, Metazoa, Chordata, Actinopteri, Cypriniformes, Leuciscidae. The record is from RefSeq and is a predicted model, not a curated record. Gene Ontology annotation, biological process: positive regulation of cell-substrate adhesion; extracellular matrix organization. Gene Ontology annotation, cellular component: basement membrane.
AAAUAUAAGUUUUACACUUGCAUGGCCAUGCAUUUCUCUUAUCCCUGUGUUUUCAUAAAAAACAAAUUUCAAAGCGUGUCAUGGAAAGUUUUUGAGACCAAAAAAUUGAUGUACUUUCCUGUGUAAAAAAAAGGCAAUCUAAAAAUAUCAUUUGACAUUUUAGUCUGAUACAAACAGAAGUUUGAGUUUGUGAGAAACACAGUGAGAUUAUUGGAGUUCUGUUACUAAUCAUCAUAGUUUUGAUGAUUGCUUUACAGAUGCAUGGAUUGUGAGUGUCCAGAGACAAUAAAGACUGGUUUGCCUUUAUGAAUAAAUAAAAAAUGUCUGUUAUUUUUGUUUAAUAUUGGCUUUCAGAAAACAUAUUAAAAUUGUCAAGAUACAAUCUGCAAUAAUAAUUAUUCCCCCUAAAAAAAAUGUCGAAAGCAAAUUGACAACUAAACAUUAAAGUUGUAAAGGGGUUGGGUUUCAUUCUUCUCCUACAAAAGCUCAUCCUCCAUGCAGACAAAAAGUUCUGCCUCCGCAUGCCUCACAGCUCUACGCUGCUUUGAAGUUUAGAAAUUCCAGGAGUUUCCUGUAACAAGGUCGAGCUCUAAUGUGAACCAGAAGCUGGUUUUCUCUCUGCCUCCUCACUCUUUUGGUUAGUGGAAGUCUCGAUAUGUCUCAUCUGUGGAUCCUUCUGCUCUUGUUGGCACACUGGAUCAACAGCCCGGUGCUUUCUGCAAAAGCAGGCAAGAAAAAACACCAAGGGAAGAAUCAAAGUGACUCUGCAACUCCCAAGGAGGACGUUGGUUCAGAUGGGGCUCGCGAAAGUCCGUCAGAGUCGGACUUCUUGGCUGAUUUUUCUGGGAAACACCGCCUGUGGGUGAUCACCGCGCCGUCGCAUGGUGACAACUAUCUGCGUAUGAUGGAGAAACAGAUUCAGGAGUCUGAGGGACUAAACUGUCGCUUGGCAGAAAGAGACACGCUCGUUGUCACUAUUAUUCAGAAUGCCAUGAUGGAAGGCAAAAUCCAACGCACAACCUUGCACGGAGAAGCCACUGUUGAGGUCAUGGACUCUGAAAUGGUGAGCAAACUUCUCCAUUACCUUGAGGUGGAGUACCAUACAUUCUCUAUGUUGAUUCUGAAGAAGAACAUGAGGGUUAGUGAGAGGUUUCCUUACCCGGUUCGUGUUGAGGCCAUCCUUGAGGUCAUUGAUCAGCUGCCUGUGCGAAAGUUGGAGAAGAUCGCCAGAAAGGGCUCACCAGUUAAAUGCAAGAUCACAAAGAAGAGGUUAGUGAUGAAAAAAACAGGUUCCAGCAAGCGUAGGACCUUCAGCCAACAGAGGCAAAUGAACACCACCUCCAUCCUUACACAGAAGAUACGUCUAGACAAAAAGGAGACAUUGAGAAACAAAGUCCAAGACAUUUUGAGAGGACGCUCGCGAUUCGUCAUCCGUAAAACCACGGGCAGCUCAGGCAACGGCAAACCAUCAACUAAGGCAGGUUCAGAAUCUGGAUCUAAAGGAAAUGAGAGGCUGAAGCAAAACAACCAAAAGAAAACUCCUGAUAGUGACAGAAACAAAGAGCCAGUAACAGAUGUGAAAAAACCUUCUGAAGCAGAUGAAACGCAUGCUGCAAAAUCUAAUUUUGGCACUCUCAAUGAGGAUUUCAAUGGAGAGCAAACCGUUGACCAUUCGACCUCUAAAAAGAAAGGCAAAGGAAAGGAUGGCAAGAAAAAGGGAAAAGGAGGGAGGAAAUCGCAACGGGAAGCAGAUGAUAAGGACAAGGCAGCUCUCAAAGAAUUCAUGCAAAACCUCAAAGGGAGAAGAAGACUUCUUGUGAUUUCAUCCCCAAGUGAUGUCUCAAGUCAGUAUAUCAAACAGAGAGAUGAUAAUGAGCUACGUAGCUGUGAGUUUUCCCAAAGAAAGGUCUCAGUGCUGUCCAUAAUGGGUUCAGAUCACACUCUUACGCUACACAUCCAACACUACCAAGACUCCGAGGCACCACAAGCAUCCUUGCCAGAAAAGUUCAGAAACCCAGAGUUAAUCAGCGAGAUCUGCAGAGAAUAUGGGCUGGACCCCAAAAACUUCUCAAUGGUGUUGACCGACUAUGACCUGAGGCCGAACCUUAACAGGAUUUACAGCAAGCCAACAGCUCCUUCCGAUUUACUGGAUUACAUUGACAGCUUUCCUUCACGUCAAUCUGAGAAGGAAGACGAGCGAAAAGCUCCAUCACGCUGCUCUAAAGACGAAACAAACAAUCAGGAGAACUCACUUCUGAGGUUUAUGUCCAAACGAAGACUUCUAAUCAUCUCGGCACCUACAGUAGAUGACUACUCAUUCCAUCAGCAGCUUCAGGCACUCAAUGGACAGGAGUGUCCAAUGGGUAUCCGUUAUUUUGCCUUGUUGAAGAUUGUGGGUACUGGAUCGACAGCUUCAGGAACAGUGGAGUUUUUUCCAUUGAAUGGAAAAAGUCAACCUGAGAAAGAGACGCUCUCACGGGAUGUGGUGGAAAGUCUCAGAAAUCAGUUAAAGAUAAACAGGGACUACUUCAGCAUGCUGGUGGUGGGUAAGGACGGAGACGUAAAGGCUUGGUUCCCGUCUCCAAUGUGGUCUUUGGGAAGCAUCUACGACCUUGUGGACUCGAUGGAAUUGCGUCAACAGGAACAGAAACUGCAGCAAACACUUGGAAUUCACUGUCCAGAUGAGAAUACUGGGACUUACCAUGGUUACAGAGAAGAUACAGAGGACAGCUAUUUGUACCACAGAUCUGAGGACUAAAAGCCAUUUGUACAAUCGUCAUCCCCAUAUCAGGUGAUGCAAAAGUUAUAAUAAACAGAUCUUGUAUGAAAUUCAUACAUUCAUCAUAAAGUAUGUCCUGUAAAAUUUCACUUCCUGGCAUCUAGUUUCACAUGCUACUAGUAUAGCUCUUGAUAUUAAAGUCUAUUUUAUCUAAGCUGAAGAAAGGUGUUUUUAAUGUCUUUGUGAGUUACUAUUCAAAAGUGUGAGGUUGGUGAGAGUUUUCUUAUGCUCACCAAGACUGCAUUUGAUUAACAAUCGGUUAAUCAUCAAGAAAAUCAUCAAAAAUAUUUUCAUAUUUUAAUAUAUUUCAAAAUGUAAUGUUCAUGUGAUGCUGUGGUAAUACACUAACAUGUACAAAAAAUACUCUCAACAAAGUCAGAGAAAAUAAGCACACAAAAAUAGCGACAUGCUUCUGUGUUCUUAUGAAUUCCAUCAUGCACAGCGGGGAAGCAUAUUCAAGUAUAGAAAGAGCAAUUGUGCAGUAUGGGAUAGGCAA